Molecule: messenger RNA, 977 nt
Organism: Cimex lectularius (bed bug)
Lineage: Eukaryota; Metazoa; Arthropoda; Insecta; Hemiptera; Cimicidae
Gene: RpS2
Product: 40S ribosomal protein S2
Exons: 4
Coding region: 93-923 (276 amino acids)
Biological process (GO): translation
Cellular component (GO): cytosolic small ribosomal subunit; ribosome
Molecular function (GO): structural constituent of ribosome; RNA binding
Source: RefSeq, a predicted model, not a curated record
UUAUGUUACCUAACGUGUAGCUUCAAUAGUACUUGCCAACACGGACGCUUCAGAACAUUAUUCUUUAUUUCUUCAACGGGUAAAGAAGCAACAUGGCGGACGCAGCUCCAGCCGCUCGAGGUGGUUUCCGUGGAGGAUUUGGUGGCCGAGGAGGUCGUGGUGGUAUGCGAGGGCGUGGUAGAGGACGUGGCCGUGGUCGUGGGCGUGGCAAAGAGGCUGAAAAGGAAUGGAUCCCAGUAACUAAACUUGGACGUCUUGUCAAAGAUCAGAAAAUUACAUCUCUUGAAGAUAUUUACCUGUUUUCUCUUCCAAUUAAGGAAUUUGAAAUUAUUGAUUUUUUUAUUGGGCCUAACUUGAAAGACGAGGUACUCAAAAUUAUGCCUGUUCAGAAACAGACUCGUGCAGGGCAAAGGACAAGAUUCAAAGCCUUUGUAGCAAUUGGUGAUAGUGAUGGGCACAUCGGUCUUGGCGUGAAAUGCUCGAAAGAGGUUGCCACUGCUAUCCGUGGAGCUAUCAUUCUCGCCAAACUGUCAGUUGUACCAGUGCGUAGAGGUUAUUGGGGAAACAAGAUCGGAAAGGCUCAUACAGUGCCUUGUAAAGUCACCGGCAAGUGCGGAUCCGUUCAAGUACGAUUGAUCCCCGCUCCUAGAGGUACUGGCAUCGUAGGUGCUCCCGUCCCCAAAAAACUGUUGCAAAUGGCUGGUAUUGAGGACUGCUACACCUCCGCCCGAGGAUCAACUGGUACACUCGGCAAUUUCGCGAAGGCAACCUACGCAGCAAUUGCUAAGACAUACGCCUACUUAACACCCGAUCUCUGGGACAAUGACAGCAAACUUGAGCCACCUCCUUACAGCAAAUUUGCUGAACAUCUGGAGAAGUGUCAUCAUCCACAUGCAUUGGCACAAUCCAGAACUGAUUCUUAGGCAAUUUGUUGUUAGAAACUGCCAUAAAUAAAUAUGAUUUAAAAAAAGAAGUAA